UCACUAUUGGGGAUGCCGGCAUUUUCACUUAUAACACCAAACACUGAUCCGCUCUGUGGCUGCAGACCCUCAGGGGUAUCGCUCAGCUCUGUGCGCUCUGUGAGCGACUGCAAAGCACCGCCAGCCCUAAACACAUCAGAUCGCCGCUUGUCUCGCUCAUUAAGCUCCUUAUUAUUAUCAUCCAAACCGCCUUUUCGCUUCUGCGACCCAAACAGAAUCCCCCCUCCCCGCCUCCGUUUUAGCAGCAAACAUCCACAAUGGGGGCAACUGAUCCAGCGCGGGAGUUAAAUAUAACCGUGCCUAGUGUAAGGAGAAGAGUGAAUGGGAAAUGGUUGGCAUUCCUUCUUCCUGAAGGCACGGCGAGAGAGGGAGCGGGCGAGAGCCGUGCACACACGCAGCCACACAGCAGCACAGACGAAGAGGAAGAGGCAGCGAGCAGGAGGCAGAGCACAGCCCGCAGCUCGGCUGGCAGCAUGACAGCCCUCGGCAUGGCCACCUGGGCACUGUACCUGCAGCUCCUCUCCUGCUGGGCUUUCUCUCACAGCCCCUACGCUGACAACGCCUUCUCGCUAUGGGCAGAUCUCCCUUGUUUGGAACAGAAGAAGCAGCCUACCCGCAGAGCGUGCUGCCUCCUCAUCCCGCCUCCGCCGCCCAUGUUCCCACCACCGCACUUCAGGCACGACUGGAGCUUUAGGCUGCUUGAUCUGCACAUGAAGGAAUUGUGUCAAGAGCUCCAGACAACGCAGGCCUUCUCUCUGCCUGACUCACAUUGCCCUGCAGGGCCUCCUGGUCCCCAGGGUCCACAAGGAAUUCCUGGUAUAAUGGGACCAAAAGGGGAGAAAGGGGAGAUUGGCAGGCCAGGAAGAAAGGGUAGACCAGGUCCCCCGGGUGUCCCUGGGAUGCCAGGACCAAUAGGAUGGCCCGGACCUGUGGGGCUGAAGGGUGAAAAGGGAGAUUUGGGUGUGAUGGGAUUGCCAGGUACCAGAGGACCAAUGGGCUCCAAGGGUUUUCCAGGAACUAGAGGAGAAAAGGGUUCCAGAGGGGACAGGGGUGACAAAGGAGUCAAAGGAGACCAGGGAGAAACAGGCUCCCCAGGAAUGCUGGGACAGAAAGGAGAGAUGGGCCCGAAGGGACAGUCUGGAGCACCAGGACACAGAGGACCUAUAGGAAGACCUGGAAAACGAGGCAAACAAGGGCAAAAGGGAGACAUCGGACCUGUGGGUAUCAUGGGCCCACCUGGCAGGCCUGGUCCUUCUGGCCAGCCAGGCCCCCCUGGACCUUCAGGAUUAGGGCAAUUUGCAAUAGGACCAAAAGGGGAAAGAGGCCUUCCAGGACCUCCAGGAAGAUGUCACUGCAGACCCCCACAGCAUGUGAAUAAUCCACCAUAUGAGGAAUCUGUGUUUGGACACAGGUACCCAAAAGUCCCUGCGAUUUUUGUGGUGAAUAAUCAAGAAGAAUUGGACCGGUUACACACUGAAAAUGCCUUAGCUUUUAGAAGAGACCAGAGAUCUUUGUAUUUCAAGGAUACCUUUGGAUGGCUCCCAGUCCAGCUCACCCCUUUCUACCCUGUGGAUUACCGUAUUGAGGUUGGCAGUACCUGUGGAGAUGGAAUUGUUCAGGAUGGGGAAGAGUGUGACGAUGGCAACACGGUUGUGACAGAUGACUGCAUAAGAUGCCGCCGUGCUUACUGUGGAGAUGGCUACAAACAUGAAGGGGUGGAAGACUGUGAUGGGAAGGAUUUUGGAUAUUUGACGUGUAAAACAUAUCUCCCUGGGUCUUACGGAAAACUGCGAUGCACUUCUUACUGCUACAUUGACUCUACACAGUGCCGAUACUUCACAUGAGGGGAGCAGAGAAGGGCAGCAUCCCACACAUCACGGGGUGCGAGGUGCUAUGCUGUUGUCUACCCAGGAAGGUCUGGGAUUUAAAAAAAAAUAAGAAAAGAAAAAAGAAAAAAAGAAAGAAAAAAAAAAGAAGAAAAAAGAAAAAAGCCAUCUCUGUGUGAACACAAACAGACUUUGUGCUGCUGAUGGCCGCUUUGAGACAUUUGUCUUUUUUUUUUGUAAUUAAUUAAGCCAGAUUAUGAAAUAAAUAGGACCACUGUAUGCUGUCUUAAUAGAGAAACUCCAGCAGCGUUUGCCAGUAAGACUCGUGGGGCUGUGUGUGGGGACUUACUCUGUCACAAAUGCUACAGGAAACUGAAUGCCACUAACCAGGAAUAUCGUGUAACAAGACAACAUUACCUCGGCUUAGCACUGUUCAGCCUAAAUUAAGUUCUUCAGGAUUUUGUUUUUCAGCCUUCUCAGCAUAAACACAAAGCAUAUCUUGGACACAGUGUUUAUGGAGACUUUCUCUUUUACUAUGAUGUGAACUUCCUUCGUGUUGUAUCCAGGAGGGUGUGAUGAUGACUUCAGCGGCACUGUGGUUAGCUGCACACCUUGGUGGUUUGGAGGAGCAGGGGCCUUCCAGUAAAUGCUUUAAAAAUCAGCAGAUGAGGCAGAAACCCUCCAGGAAAAUAGUUGGGCUGCGUCUGUCUGCACCAUCCACAGAAAUGUGGGCUGUCACACCAAACCUCAGCUGGAGGCCACAAAGGCCAAAGGGGGCAACCAAAUGGUGAUGCAGCCAAGGUGCUUGAAGUAGGACAUCAGGCUGGGAGUGAAGACACAGGAUGAGCUGAUUUCAUUUUUCACCUUCACCAAGCCAGCUGCAUUCUGUGUGAUCCCAAUAGGACUGGGGAAGUGCUAGGUCAGCAAGGCUGCCCACCUGGAACCUCAAUGCAACCUGGCCUGCACUCUGGUCUCAGUGCUGAAAGGCCUUGUUCUUCUCUCAUGAUCCACUCAAACUCCAUCCUUCCAUGAUGGCCGUACCCAUCCCAUGUACUGUCCCCUCUGGACUGCUCUCCUCUCCUGUCGUUGUGUCUGGAGCACCCUGCAAUGUGCCUCCUUACUUUUGUAUCCCUGUGACACACAAACCCUGGCCUAGCGUGCUUGUGGGUGCUCAUUCACGCUGUAUGAUGUACAUAUAUCUCUGUUUUUUCAGGACAUUUGGUCAACUCUGCUAGCUCUGAUAGGAGUCAGGGUAAUUAUCUACUUAUUAAUUAGCAUGCACUUAAGAACAAAUUUCAUAUGGGAAGCAUAUUAAAUACUGUAUGUGCAGAGGAGUUCGUAACAGAAAAAAAUGGUACAAAGAUGUGUGGAAUUUAGGACUAAGAGCCUCAAACCAAGGUGUGAUUUUCAUACAGGCCACUCUUUGCUGCUUUGCUGUAAAUGCUAUACUUUAAUGUUUGAAGUGUAUGAGUUGCUUGUCACAACGGGAGCACCACAGCAGCUGCACUUAUAUGGUUACUUCUUAAAGGUUGAAUAAAGGUGAGUAUUGUGUUAUAAUGAUAGUGCAUUAAAGCAACCAAGAAUACAUACAACUUCUACCACAUGUAUAGGACACUUUAGCUCUGCAUGUCCGAACCGAUACUGGAAAUCAAUUAAAAGCAAAAUAAAAUUAAUGUACUUUAUGGCUAUUGCUUACCUGGGCAGCUUAUGCUGUGAAGCUCAACCACCAACAGCUGUAGCCUAUUUCAAAACCUGUCUUCUUAUUGCCUUUUUUUUCUUUCUUUCUUUUUUUUCUUUUGUUUUUUUUAAAUUUAAUCAGAGGUCUUAAUAAAAGGUCAAAGAACCAAAGGGGCAAGGAACUUCUUGCCAUAAGCUCUGGAAAUCUAUGCACUAGGAUAGCUGCCUUGUAGUGUCCCACACUGGUGCAAAGGAAUGGGUUUCAGCUGGUGGGAUCCAGCACUUUCUCCAAGGAGCCCAUCUUCACUUGCAGCCCCCCAGAAGGCCUUGAAAAAAAAUUGGAAGUCCCAGUGGCCUUUCAUUUUCAGCUUUAAGUCGUGUUGUUUUUAAAAGUUCCUACCUCCAAAGGACAUUUGAAAGCCAAAGUGCACCAAGGGCAGGAAAGGAAAAACAAGUCGUGAUCUCACAUGUCAUAUUGUAGUGUGCUGCACAUAGAGAAGAAGUGUAGCAUCAGCCUGGUCAGAAAACAAAGUGUGGAUUUUAAAAGGACUGUAUUAAAACAGUACAAAAAAUUCAACAUUUUAACAAAAAGAAAUGCAAGUUGUAAGGGAAAAAUAAAGCAAGCUGUGGAACAAGUUUCUUACUACUGUCUUGCUCCCCUCUGAUGAUAAAGCAUCAUAAAAAACAUCUGAGGAGGUGUUAAGUAUUCAUGUUAUAAGAGACUGCAAAUAAACCUUCCUCUUUAAUUCA
Coturnix japonica (Japanese quail) is the source of this 4253-nucleotide messenger RNA. NCBI's taxonomy places the organism in Eukaryota, Metazoa, Chordata, Aves, Galliformes, Phasianidae. The record is from RefSeq and is a predicted model, not a curated record.